GUGCUGGCGGGGGUGGCAUGGCUGAGGACACCGCCUUGUCCCCAUUGCCACCACCAGCCCCAAGUCACCCUCGCCUGCCAGGGCCAGUUCCCCCUUUGCAGUGGGCUGUACCGUAUCUCCGUGCCUCAGUUUCCCCAUUGCAACACCGGAGCGCUCUCGGGAGGGUGGAGGGGAUGAGAUGGAGCCAAGGGGAUGCUGGUGGUGCCAUGGGAGAUGGUCAGCCACGGGGACGGGGGGAGGGAAGAGGGGGCCACGGGCGAAGGCCGCGUAAUAAGGAUAUUUGUUUUGCCUGUUUUGCAGAGUUUCAAUGUUCUGACUUGCUCUAAGAUGAAGGUAUGGAAGUUUGCAGCCAUUGCAUCGAUGCUCCUCAGUUCCAUGUUAUCCAUUUUAGUUUGUAGAGACAUGUUCAACGGAAGCCGGAAAUACAGCCCCUUGCCUUCCUCGCCGUCUUCCUCACGGGCAUCCUCCUCUUCCUCCUCCUCCUCCUCCUCCUCCUCCUCCUCCUCCUCGCCGCCGGCAGCUCUGCGGAGAUCCCCACGGGCCCUGCAACGAUCUGCCCCUUCUCUUGCAGACAGCAGCUUACUGGAGAGCUACACGGAGGGGGAGAUCCGGCAGCUGAUUUCGGCGCUGGUGGAGCGCUACAGCCAGGCCAUGAACUCGGGCGGGCACGAGCUGCCGCUCUUCCCCCGGGCAGGCAGCCGCAGGAAACGUGCCCGCGCCCGCCACAAACCCUGCGCCCUGAAGGAGCUGGAGGUGAGCGUCAGCGAGCUGGGCCUGGGCUACGAGUCGGAUGAGACGGUGCUUUUCCGCUACUGCAGCGGCACCUGCGAGGCGGCCGUCCGGAGCUACGACCUCUCGCUGAAGAGCAUGAGGAGCAGAAAGAAGAUCAAGAAGGAGAAGGUCCGGGCUCGACCCUGCUGCCGGCCGCUGGCGUACGAUGACGACGUCUCCUUCCUGGACGCCUACAACCGCUACUACACCGUCAACGAGCUCUCGGCCAAGGAGUGCGGCUGCGUGUGAAGGGCCGGGGCCCCCCCCGGGAGGAGCGGGCGGGAGAGGCGAUGCCCCGGCCCCAAAACCCCGCUGGCCGCCAGGCAGAGGGACCGGGGGCUGCGGCGGGGGGAGAGGGACGGGCCCCAGACCUCUGGCUAGAGGAGAGACUGAGCUGCUGGUGCGUCCCUCGGCGUGACCGUCCCGCUCGCCGCACAGGACUAGAGAUGUGGCUGUCGGUGCCGGCGGAGGCUGCGGUUGUUGGAGCGGUGACGGCUGCUUGCGGCUCUUGUCCCCCUCCGGGGGUGGCCCAGGGGUCCCUGUCAGCUGCCCCGGAGGGUGACAGUGGGUGUGCAACAUGCACGGGGUGUGUGUCGACACUCGGGGUGCCUGGCGUGCGCGGGCUGUGUUACGUGUCACGCGUACAGGCGGAGGGGGUGUUGCGAAGCAGGUGGCCCCUGCACAGGGUGUGCCACACGCAGCAGAGGUGACGGGUGCGGGCUGUGCUGCACGCGCCGGGUGUUCCGUGUCGGCUGUGCUGCACGUGCCAGGGCGUAGUGCUUGUGCACAGGGGGUGUUGUGCAGGUGUUGCUGCGUAUGGCAUGGUACCAGGGGCGUGUGGUCCUGGAGGGGGUGUGCUGCACGCACGGCGUGUGUUACAGGCUGCACUGGAGGUGUGGGGUGCGUUAGACGGUUGCAGGUGCCCCAGGACGGGGGCUGAGCCCUGCAGUUUAUAGUUGCCCUGUGCAGGGGUUUCCCAGGGUUUCGUGAUCGCCGUGCUGGGGUCUCUGCCCUGCCAGGGGGAUUUCAGCACCCCAGAGCCCCAUGUUUGGGAGCAGAGAUGCACCAACAGUCGUUCGCGCUCGGGGAAAGGCUCCGGCUCCGCUCGCCGCGCCCGCUCGUGCCCCCUUUGCCAUCACCUCGCUCCCUGCAGCCCUGGGAUUUUCUUCUUAAAACUCGUGAUAAUCUGAAGUAACUGGAUUAACCUCCUUGUCCCCCCGCUGCGGGCAGCUGGGCUGGAGAUCUGCCCCUGCCAGGGAGGUGACAGAGCCUCACGAGGCCACCAGCCAAGCCGUGGUUUGCAGCGCAGGCAGGAGCAUCCUCGGUUCGGCAUCCCCCGAGAGCAGGAGCAGCUCUCCUGGCCGCGGCACGUGAGUAUCACCCAUCACCUCAGCGGGGCCCGAGUCCUGCAGGAGAGGGGACUCAGGCCUGGGGUUUGGCUCUGGCUCGCAUUUACAGCAGUGUCAUUUGUGUUUACUCUGCGGAGAAAUAAAUGAGACCGCAGACUUUUGCAUUCUCUGGGCAGGCUAUAUUUGUUGCCUGGGAUUGAUGGGUUUUCUCCCCUUGGCCCUCUUCCCAGAAAAAGCAAAUCAUAAACAGAAGGAGAAUAUUGGUGUCAUGUCCUGGGCAUUAACCAAUGCGAGGGAAAAUGCUCCACUGGCCACCCCCAGAUCCGCAAUAGCGUCCCAGCUCCUCGGUGCAGCAAAACAGGGGGGAAAAAAAAAAAAAAUCCCAUGUACCUCCAUCCCAUCAUGGUCACAACGAAGAGCUUGUCUAGGUGAGCACAGCAUCUGGGGGAUGCUGCUGCAGAAUUUUAGGGCACAGGUUGGCAUCCCCGGGGAUGAGACAGCUGGGUUUGAAAUGGGAGACUGCUCUCCCCCCUGGGCGACCAGCAGCACUCCCGACCUCUGCAAAGGGCCAGGCUGGUGGGUUUGGGGUUUGGGUUUUUGGUUUUUUUUUUCUUGCUUUUUCAUCCAAACACUGCUCUUGGCUGAGGGGAGCCAGGACGUAGUGAAGCAAUAUAAACACCAUCCUUCAGCAGGGCUGCCCGCGCAGCCGCCGUCCCUGGGAAAGCAGCCUGCACUCUGUAACACGGAGUUUUCCCCUCGCUGAUGGGAAAGGGAGAAGGCAGCUGCGCGUGUGGGGUGUGAAACCCGUCCGUGGGGUGAGCCGGCAAGGGCUGGCAAACCUGCCCCCGGGGAUGCAAACGCUGCUGAGAGCAGACAAACUCGAGCCACGCUGCAGGUGCACGGAGAGCCCAAAACGGCCUCGCAAGGUGCCGCAGCACCAUGGGGGAGAGUUUGCACCGC
Athene cunicularia (burrowing owl) is the source of this 3080-nucleotide messenger RNA. It is a transcript of the gene NRTN, whose product is annotated as neurturin. Lineage: Eukaryota; Metazoa; Chordata; Aves; Strigiformes; Strigidae. The record is from RefSeq and is a predicted model, not a curated record. Gene Ontology annotation, molecular function: receptor tyrosine kinase binding; growth factor activity; glial cell-derived neurotrophic factor receptor binding. Bases 193 to 1020 code for a protein of 275 amino acids. The transcript has 3 exons.